AUCGAGCGAAAGAGGAGGGACAAAGGCGGGUGUGGGAUAAAUAUCCCGUCUGUUCUUCUUCCACGCAUCACUUGCUGUGUGUCACUUCAUCUUCCAAAAGAGUGUUAUUUUUGUCUUUCAGGGUCAACUCAGAUAGUCAAGAUGCCGGAGAAAGUGCCCGAGAAGAAAUCUAAAAUCUCAGCUUCUCGCAAGCUCAUGCUGAAGAGUUUGAUGGUGGCCAAGGCCAAAGAGGAUCUAGAACAGGAGCUGGUGGAGAAAGAGAAGCAGAAGGAAAAGUACCUGGAGGAAAAAGCACCCCCGUUAAACAUCAACUCAAUGAGCUUGGAGGAGCUGCAGAAGCUAUGCGAAGAACUCCACUCCAAAAUCGACGUGGUGGAUGAGGAACGAUACGACAUCGAAGCCAAAGUCAUGCACAACACCAGAGAGAUCAAAGACCUGAACAUCAAGGUUGUGGACCUACGGGGGAAGUUCAAGCGACCCAACCUUCGGCGGGUGAGGGUCUCCGCCGACGCCAUCCUGCGCUCGCUGCUGGGCUCAAAGCACAAAGUGUCCCUGGACCUGCGAGCCAACCUCAAGUCGGUCAAAAAGGAAGACACGGAGAAGGAGAAGACAGCGGAGGUGAGCGACUGGAGGAAGAACGUGGAGGCCAUGUCGGGCAUGGAAGGCCGCAAAAAGAUGUUUGAUGCCCAGGGUCCUCCCCAGUAGAUCUUGGAACAGAAUAAACCCUCUCCAUUCAUUUCAGUUCAACAGAAGGCAAUACAGAAACACUCACUGAGCUUAUGUCAGUGUGGUCUCUUUCAUUGCCUACCCAAUAAACACGCAGCACAAACUGA
Hippocampus comes (tiger tail seahorse) is the source of this 833-nucleotide messenger RNA. RefSeq names its product troponin I, slow skeletal muscle-like. Gene Ontology annotation, biological process: skeletal muscle contraction; cardiac muscle contraction. The record is from RefSeq and is a predicted model, not a curated record. The transcript has 8 exons. Gene Ontology annotation, cellular component: troponin complex. Bases 142 to 705 code for a protein of 187 amino acids. Lineage: Eukaryota; Metazoa; Chordata; Actinopteri; Syngnathiformes; Syngnathidae.